AUGAACUCUACACCCGCUCCUCCUGCCGGUGCUGCCAACCAACCUGUCAGCCCUGCUACUUCAACUGUUGGCAAUACUGCCGGUACGCCCGCCAAUGCUACCGCGCCACCUGGUCGUACCCUUGCAAGCCUUGAGUUUGCUGUCACAACCCUCUUUCGAGAGCCCCUAGACAGCCCACUCAUGCGUGCUCUUCGUCGCGAUGGAUGCUUGCACUUCAUGCACCUCCUCUCCUACAACGAGAAUGAGCUCCUUGCAUUGAAGUAUGAUGCACCCGUCAUCGACCAAUACGGGGUGGAUACUGGCCAAACUCAGCUUACCCAGCUUGAGCGGCCCCAUUGUGGUACUCUUCGGGCCUUACUUGGGUAUGCUUAUCUUCGUCAAAACGUCCAUCGCAAUCCAAUCACCCCGAUCAAUUGCAUGCACAUCGACGUCCAAGCAUUCGUAAAUUAUCAAUGUAGUGGUGAUUUUAUAGUUUUUAAUAACUCUUCUUUACCGCAACCUCUUGUAUCGAAGCCUGAUCAUGGCAAACCUAUUGACUCGUCCCCUGAUCCUCUCCUUCCAACACAGAUGGAGACAAAGCCAGACAGCCAUCUAGCCACCGCACCCAAACAUGGGGAGCUACAAUGGCCAAUGAGCGACGAAUCAGACCGCCAAGCUACAGUAGACAUGACCAGUAAUCAGUAUAGUGACACUACUAGUCCUACAUCUAUCCUUUCUGCUGCUCUACAACCUAGCAUUUGCAUGUCUGACAGUGUCAAUAUACCCAAUGGUAGACGUGCCACACAACUUGUUGGCGCACAAAGCACCAUGAGUAGACCGACACUGAACAAGGGUUACAUUGCACAUGAUGUCAGAUUCGACCCCAACCUUGAAUGGGACCAAACUCUAUUGGAUCCCAACAUUGACAGGCUGGACAAACCGGGGAAAGGUGAGAGACCAUUUGAUAGAGUAGGCAUCCUAAAGAGUAGUAAAACUAUUUUAACUCUGAAUGAAGCCUCUGAAGAUGAGACUCUUGACCAACCAGAUGAUUUCACCACUGCUAUGGACCUGAAUGACAAUGGCAUUGAUAAUGCCACACUUGUCUCCAACAUUGACUGGGACCAAACUUUAUCGGACCCAAACAUUGGCGAUCUUGGCCGUAGUGUCUCUGCCAACAGCACUAGCCACGACUUGCUCCUUCAGUUGCCGGAAGCGAGCAUGGGGAGUGAUUCUGAUGCUCUUCUUCCUGAACAAGAUAGGACUGAGGAGUACUCAAUGGAUUUGGAGAAUGGGGAGCAACAGUGUGUCAUGUCUGAUAAGUUGGCUGUCGUACCGACUACCAAGCGUCCUCCGCCUACACCUCCACAAGAAGCCAAGCAACACGAGUUAACAUUCAAUGGAGAAAAAUAUAGAUCGGUUAAUAACCAUACUAUGACCUAUUCUAUCCAGAAAGUCAACACUUGUAAACACCUAGCUUUGAUUGAUAGAGGUGCCAAUGGCGGCAUUGCUGGAGAUGAUGUCCGCAUCAUCCACAAAUCCAAUCGUACUGUUGACGUACAAAGCAUUGACAACCACCAAGUAACUGAUAUCCCUAUCCUCACUUCGGCUGGAUUAAUCUACACCCAACGUGGACCUGCCAAUGCCAUCAUACACCAACAAGCCUACAUUGGAAAGGGUCAAUCCAUUCUGUCCAGUGGUCAAAUGGAACACUUCAAGAUUGUCGUGGACGACAAGUCUACCAAAGCUGGUGGUCAGCAACGCUUGACAACACCAGAUGGCUUCGUCUUACCACUUGACAUCAGGAAUGGCCUUCCAUACCUACAAAUGCGACCACCAAAAGAUGGUGAGCUGAGUAGUCCUGACAUUCCACAUGUCGUACUCACCUCUGACGCUGAUUGGCAUCCAAGUGUACUGGAUCAUUUGAUCAAGGAUAUGGAAGAAUGGGCAAAGUCCGUUCCCGACUACAAUUCUGAAGAUGAAGAACGUCCGUUUGAUCUUGUAGGAGUCCUUAAGAAUCAUAAAGCUCUUACUUCUUUCAAGGAACCUAAACUAGAUGGAACUAUUGAUUAUUUUGAGAAUUUCAAUUGUGUUCUUCCAACUGAUGGACUGUACGAGCAGUGCCAUCGAACAUCUGAAGACCUUACCUGGUUUGACUGUAACAUGGCUGAUCUAUUUGGCCUCGAUGCAGCACCAGAAGAUUCACCCAUCCCUGAGUGUUUCGAGGUCUAUGAGGCUUGUAAGCGUCCUUCAGUACUGUUUGACCCAGGACAACCAGUCAACUACAAUAUCGAGUCAGCUCCUUUGGAUGCCAAUUCUUUCAAGGACCUCAGACUCGAUUCAGACAAACCGAUUCUGAGGUGCAGCCCACGCCAUAAGGCUAGGAAGACACCUCAUGGGGAGCUGGGUUGUCCUCCAUCGCCAAGAGUACAUUUCGAUGAUACUCUGACUGCCCGCGAGAGUAACAGUCAAACCCUAGCUAAUAUAAAGAAGUCUACUCUAGAGGACGCUGUUGCUUUCUUUACUCACUUUGUACUGGAAGAUAACUUGCUUCAACAGUUUCCGGACACGAGCAUGGGGAGAGAUGAUGCUACUAGUGCUCUUUCUCCUGGACAUGGUGGAAACAAGUCAGAUAGAGAGUCCGACCAAACAAUAGAUGAGAUAGUCACUAACGAAUCUAUUUUAGUUUGUACUCUUGACAUCCUUGAAGACACUCUAGACUGUACUCUUGACUUCCUUGAGCCACUCGACUUUGAUCUGAUCAAUCGUGGAUUGAGCAUCGCUAACAUUCCAAAUGCCACGCUCAUUCCUAAGCAUUGUACUGAUCAUGACCAAAAUGGAUUGGACUCAACGGCUAUUGGAACUGGAGAAGCCAAGCCGGCCUUCAACCAAGUAGACAGUCAUAAUUGUAAUAGAGCCUUACCCUUUACUACUAUGAAUGGACAUUCUACUUUAGAUAGUGCAAUCGACUUCUUUCAAUCCUUUGCCUAUGCGAAUCCAAUAGAUGGACUCCAUGAUGUCCAUCGUCCACCAACUUCUGAACUAGCUAGACUUGAACGUAGCACGGAAGAUCCUAUCAACCUGGAUCGCACCAGUGCAACUCAAGUUGCACCGCCAGAGCUUGAGAUCUAUCAGUCUCACAAGCAACCCUCAACUCAAGAGGCGCGCUUUGAGCUGGUGUUGUAUCAAUCUCACCAGCAAUCCUCAGCCCAAGAGGCGCGCUUUGAUGAUGAUACUCGAAAGCCUGAUGGGAGAAAUGGUCCACCACCUUGCAACAGUUUUGAGCAUGGGUUACAACCAACUGAGGUUGAACUGAAGAACCCAAGCUCGGCUGUGAAGUCUCGUGAACGCGACUGGGAGCGCCUUCGCAGCUACUUUGCAUGGUUGCCCAAGCUAGUCAUCCAAAAGAACUUGGAACACUACUUGGAAGACUCAACUCAACUAGCUAUGAUAACUACUAUAGAUAUUACAGUAUUGGUGCCAUCCAACUUUGUAUCUUCAUCUAGUGCUAGUCACCAAACCAGGGCCCGGCAAAUCUGCAGCUUACUACUUGCUGGGAAGCAUAGAUGCAGCCCAUGCCAUGGCACUGAAUCGCCAAGCUACAAUGAUAGUAUCAUUGAGCGGUCUCCAGGCCUAUACCACCAAUGUGCUUGUAGCAGAGCUAACCGAAGUCUUCACUUUGAUGGCACAACUACAAUGAGCUCAAGUGACGAUACAAUCACAUAUGGACUCACUACAACUACAACCAAUGGUAUAGAUCUUUGUCACUGUACAUUGACAGUGAGAGACUUCCUCUAUUGGACAUACAUUGAUGACUGGAGAACUUUGUCAAUUGGACGGAAGCAAUUUGAACGAAGACUACUAGCUAAGAAUGAAAUGGUAAAAUAUAUCCACUUAGCAACUUGUCUAUCUACCAACGCUUUCUACAUGAAGCAAUUGACCACUUCAACUGAAGACCAAAUGGAUUCUGACCGUAUUGUUGCUCAGAUUCAUGGGGAGCAGACAACUGGUCUGCAACCACUGCUUGAAGGCAAUGAGCCACUCCUUGAUGACUUGCCUUGGCAUAUAACUAAACAGUACAAGACAACAUUGUACCAACUACACACAUGGCAUACCUUGUUGCCAUUACAUCAUAUGAACAAAGUUUUUCACCUACAAAGGUUUUCUUUGCCUCAUAUUGAUGGACCCAAGGCUACUGAGACUGUUGCCAACAGCUCACCAACACCUAAUACAAAAGCAGACAACCAACAUGUUGUACUGUUGUUACACCGUGUAAGAGAAGCUAUUGCAUCCAAUAUGCUCCCCUUUCUAUACACAGAAGAUGCUAAACACCAGGCCAAUAUCCUUACUAAACGAUAUCAACAAAGUGGCCGCAGCUACAUACACUACUUUUCUGAGUAG
Cylindrotheca closterium is the source of this 4377-nucleotide messenger RNA. Lineage: Eukaryota; Bacillariophyta; Bacillariophyceae; Bacillariales; Bacillariaceae. The record is from the annotation of a GenBank genome assembly.